AUGGCGCAGUCGAAUGGUCAAGUAGUUCCUGCUCCGUCGCCACUAGAUAUUAGUGAACCAAGUAUGGUAAUACGUAAUUUAAGGUUAUUUAAGUCAAAAUUUCAACUUUAUUUAUUGGCCAAUGACUUAGAGGAAAAGUCAGAUAAACUCAAAGUUGCAAUACUUUUAAGUGUAAUUGGUGAUGAAGCAUAUGAGUUUUUAGAAUCUAUCAAUAUUACUAGUGAUAAUAAUCCUGGCUGUGUUAAAAAAAUAUUUCAUGAAAUACAACAGUAUUAUGAACCUAAGGGUAAUGUAAUAAUUGAACAAUUUAAAUUUUUCCGUCGUUAUCAGGAAGAAGGGGAAGCGUUUGACAAAUUUUUAAGAGACAUACGCAAUCUAGCCAAACGCUGUGAGUUUGGUAACCUGGAAGAGAAUAUGGUACGAAUCAGGCUAGUACUGGGUGUCAAAGACUUGGGUCUACAAGAAAGACUCCUAAGAGCACCAGAUCUUAGUCUUGAGAAAACUAUAGAUCAUUGUAAAUCCGCAGAAUUGGCUCGAUAUCAACAGCACUUAUUAACUGAUAAUGGAGGAUUAGUUGAAGAGAAAAAUGUUCAAAAAAUUUAUGGCGAUAAAUCAAAUAAUCUUAAAAAUUGGAGGAAGCAGUCAAACUCAGCACAAGUAGAGAAGCUGUCAACAUCAGAUACUGACCAGUAUAACUGUAAGAAAUGUGGGUAUAAACAUGGACCAAGAAGCUGUCCGGCAUAUGGAAAGAAUUGUGUCAAUUGUGGAAGACCUAAUCAUUUUAAAGUGGGAUGUAGAGUUAAUAAUCAACAUAAGGUAUUGAAUAUUGGUGAAUAUUAUGAAAAAAAUAAUGUUAAUAGUGAGCCUGAGCAUAACUUAUUUGAUAUUUGUUCGGUAAUAGUGUCAAAUGUAAGUGAACAGUGUCCUAACCCUAAUAAUGUGAAUGGAUGGUUUAAAAAUAUAUUAAUUAAUAAUUAUGAUGUACAAUUUAAGUUAGACACUGGUUCGGACAUUGAUAUAUUACCUUUAAGUCUGUUUAAUAAUAUCAAAAAGAAUGAAAUCGUUGAAAAAAUUAAUUAUAAGAUUCAAGCAUAUGGGGGAUAUGUUAUUAAAUUUGUUGGGGCUGUAAAAAUGAAUUGUUUGAUUUCCAAUCAAAAUGUUAAGCUCAGGUUUGUUAUUGUUGAUGAUAAAAUUCAAAAUAAAUGUAUACCUAUUUUAGGACUUGACACAUGUGUUAAGUUUGGUUUGGUUGGUAAAAUAGAAGUUAAUAGUAUUAAUAGUAAUGAUGUGGAGAAACAGUUGGUUAGAGAGUAUAAAGAUGUGUUUGAAGGUUUAGGAAAUUUUCCAGAGGAGUAUGAUAUUAAAAUUAGAGAGAAUAGUGAAGGUUGGAUUAAUCCACCAAGGAGGGUACCAGAAUCAAUAAAGGGUGAACUUAAAAAAACACUAGAUAUCAUGACUAAGGAUGGUGUAAUAGUACCUGUAGAUAGACCAGGUAAAUGGUCUAGUAAUAUUGUUAUUGUUGAAAAGCCCAAUAAAAAAUUGCGGAUCUGUUUAGAUCCAUCAGAAUUAAAUAAAGUCAUAAUUCGAGAACAUCAUUUAAUACCAACAAUGGAUGAGAUUAGAAUGAGCUUAAGUAAUAAAAAGUGGUACUCAUUGUUAGAUCUUAAAAAUGGGUUUUGGCAAAUUAAGCUGUCUAAAGAGUCCAGCAAUAUAUGUUGCUUUAGUACGCCUUUUGGAUAUUAUAAAUUUACUAGGCUUCCAUUUGGGCUGUCAUGUGCACCUGAAGAGUUCCAAAAACAGAAUCAAAAGUGUUUUGGGGAUAUUGAAAAUAUAAAAAUUUAUUUUGAUGACAUAUUAAUUGCUGCUGAGGAUGAAAGAACACAUGAUAUAGCGGUAAAGUCUGUAUUGCAAAGGGCAAAGUCUGUUGGAAUAAAAUUUAAUGCAGACAAGUUUAUCUAUAAAAAGAAAGAAAUCAAUUAUUUAGGUAUGAUUUUUAGUAUGGAGGGAAUGAAAGUUGAUCCGGACCGAGUUGAGGCGAUUAACAGUUUAAAAGAACCUAAAAAUAAAGUAGAACUACAACGAAUCAUAGGAAUGUUCAAUUUCCUUAGGCAAUUUAUACCAAACAUGUCACAAUUGAUUGAUCCCAUAAGAGAGUUGUUAAAGAAAAAUGUGCACUGGACAUGGACUAACAUUCAUAGUGAAGUUAUAAGACAAGUGAAACACAUAAUUACUAACUCACCUGUCCUUGUUAAUUUUGAUCCAAAAAAGGAAAUAAGUAUUCAAUGUGAUAGCUCUAGUAGUGGACUAGGUUGCUGCUUAAUGCAAGAAGGAAAGCCAGUAGCAUUUUCCUCUAGGAGUUUAACAGAUUCAGAAAAACAGUACCCACAAAUUGACAAAGAAAUGUUAAGUAUUUUGUUUGCGUGUCGCAAAUUUCAUAAUUAUAUUUAUGGAUAUCAUACAAAAAUUUGGACGGAUCAUUCACCAUUAACAUCAAUUUAUAAAAAAAAUUUUCAUAAAGUUAUAUCAAAUAGAUUACAAAAAAUGAAACUCAAGCUAUUGAUCUAUGAUUUAGAAAUUAAUUAUUUACCAGGCAAAGAAAUGCAUAUUGCAGAUCUGUUGUCGAGAAAUUAUAUUAAUAAUGAAUUUGACAAGGAAAUUAAUAUUGAAGGAGUAGUACAUUCAAUUAAUAAUACUAUAAAUGUUUCGAAAAUAGCUGAGGCCACAAAGCAUGACCUAGUUCUAGUGAAAAUUUUAGAAUACUAUAAUGAAGGUUGGCCAAAGGAUAAAAAUAAGAUUAGUGGCGAUAUUCAACAUUAUUGGAGUCUUCGUAAUGAUAUUGUUGUUGAAAAAGGAGUUCUUUAUGUUAAAAAUAAAAUUAUUAUGCCUUACAGCCUGAGACGGUUAGCAUUACAGCAGUUACAUGAAGGACAUAAUGGUGUGAAUAAAACUGUACUUAGAGCUAAGCAGUUAGUGUACUGGCCUGGGUUGGAUAAUGAAAUAAAACAAUAUGUGUUGAGUUGCAAAAUUUGUGAUAGGUUUAAAAAUUCUAAUACAAAAGAGCCAUUACAGCAUCACCAAGUGGCUAAACUACCUUUUGAAAUUAUAAGUUCUGACAUAUUGACUUAUGGUGGUAAAGACUAUGUUGUUGUAUUUGAUCAUUAUUCAAAAUGGCUAGAAAUAAUCAAAAUAAAUUUUAAAACAGCUCAAGAAGUUAUACAACAGUUAAAAAAGAUCUUCAGUACACAUGGGUAUCCACAAACAAUAUAUUCUGAUAAUCAACCUUAUAGCUCUGAUGUAUUUAAGCAAUUUUGUGUAAUGUAUAAUAUAAAUUUACUAACGUCUAGUCCUAGAUACCCUCAAUCUAAUGGGACGGCAGAAAGAGCAGUACAAACUGCCAAACAAAUGCUUAGGAAAGCUGAUUUUGAAAAAAAAGAAAUACUAGACAUUUUGCUUGAGUAUAGGUGUACAACUUUACCACAGAUCGGAGCUUCACCUUGUGAAUUAGUCAUGAGUAGACUAUUAAGAACUAAGUUUCCAGUAAAUGAGAAUACUUUAAAACCUAAAAUUCAAGUUAAUGAUGAAAACAGAAUGUUAAACUAUCAAGCCAACUAUAAAGAAUAUUAUGAUAAAAGAACUAAAUCCAAAGAUGAGUUUAAUGCAAAUGAUGAUGUGGUUGUAAAUGAUGGAAGAGUAUGGUUACCUUGUAAAGUUUUAAGUAAAUUAGAUAAUUAUCCAAGGUCAUAUGUAGUCAAGCUACAAAAUGGGCAAAUAGUCAGGCGUACAUCAUAUCAUUUACGUCACACGAAGGGACAACACUAUGUUGAAAAUUAUGAAGACAAUGAUGAUAUAAUAUUAGGAGUAAGUAGUAAUGAAGAAGUGGUGAAUGAGAAAAAAAUUAAAGAUAGUCAAAGUAAUGAAGAAGUGGUGAAUGAGAAAAAAAUUAAAGAUAGUCAAAGUAAUGAAGAAGUGGUGAGUAAGGGAUCGAAUGGUGAAAUAACAAAAACAAAAGUUGGAAGAGUAGUUAAAAUACCAACCAAGCUAGAUAUUUAUGAUCUCAGUAAUUAA
Messenger RNA from Macrosiphum euphorbiae (potato aphid), 4065 nucleotides. Lineage: Eukaryota; Metazoa; Arthropoda; Insecta; Hemiptera; Aphididae. The record is from the annotation of a GenBank genome assembly.